Molecule: messenger RNA, 5262 nt
Organism: Penaeus chinensis
Lineage: Eukaryota; Metazoa; Arthropoda; Malacostraca; Decapoda; Penaeidae
Product: heme transporter hrg1-A-like
Exons: 4
Coding region: 181-642 (153 amino acids)
Biological process (GO): heme transport
Cellular component (GO): plasma membrane; lysosomal membrane
Molecular function (GO): heme binding; heme transmembrane transporter activity
Source: RefSeq, a predicted model, not a curated record
GCAGCGAAUGGCCAUGGCACGGGCACAGCCGAGGGCAUUCGAAGGCGGCGCUCCGGGGGAAGGGGAACGUGUUGUGUCGUCGCAGGGAGGCGCAGAAGGCGGCCGGAACGAAACUCACUGUUCGCUCUUUUCCUGCCCUCCUCAUCUCAUUUCCGGUGGGGAGGCAGAGUCCGUAAUACAAUGGCUCGCCGCGGUGGUUGUUGUAUGUACUUCAAUCUCAUCAUGGCUGUGAUUGGCACCUUGGGAGGAUGGUCAGCCUUUGUCGUUUUCUUCUUUCACUUCACAAACCACCAAGCAGGCAUUUGGGCAUUUGUGUCAGGAACAUAUGCAGCAAUGACGUUGUUCAUUCACAUUCUCUACAAGCGCCACACCUUGGAGACUUGGUACACUCCCGAAAACUUAAUUCAGAUACGCCUGCUUGGUCUUCUUGGGCUCCUGGCUGGUCUCGGAGCAUUUGGGGCUUAUGUGGGCAUUGCCAUCUCCAGUCAUGAAGACAUGCCAUCAAUGACAAACAUUGCAACUAGCCAUUACUUCAUGGCAAUAUGGGCCUUCCUUUCCCUUAAGUGGGGUGCAUCUCUCAUGGGUUUCUCACAUGUCUAUCGCAAGAGGCUGCUGGAGGAGUACCACCCUCUCUUGGCCUGAGGGGGAACCGGGACUCAUCUGUUGGUUUAAGUAAUGAUUUAUGAAUAAAAUGGUUUUAUUUUGUCAUUAAGGAUUUUUACAGUAAAGAAGAUGCAUGAGAUUUAUUUUGUCUAUACUAUGAUUAUAUGAAAUUAAUUAGCUUUAAUGGAAAGCUUUUGAAAAAACAGUUUUAAUUAGUAUAAUUAAUUCAGCAGCUGUUAAGAUGGGUUUUGGUAUUUUACCAAUAUUUGUGAUUUCUUACUUUUAAGGGAGCUUUUUUGCUCCAACUAAAUCAGGCAUCAGACUUUUCACUGUUGAUACGCAGAUUGCCCAUUUAUUUAGUAGUUCAUUGGAAAAUUGCUCUUGUUGAAAGGCUAGGCAUCAAUGAUUUGGGGACUCUUUGUGUCAGGAAAUUCAGUCAAAAUUCUCCUCGCCUUAACUUUUAGAUGCAGUAAUGCAAUAUUGACAACCUUAGCCAUAAAUUUACUCCAGUAUUUGUUCUUCAUCUUUUUUUUUCCUUUUUUUUAAUGACAUAAAGUGAACACAGUGAUAUUUGUUUGAUUCCAUGCAACAAAAUGCCUACACUUGUUGACUUUAAAAUAUGAGUGUAUAUUUAUUGUUUACGUCUAUAAUGUGCCUAAUGCUUUUCUUACAGACAGCAUUAUUGAGACAAAAUGCACAGCAAAGGCUUGGAUGUAUUUAUACAAUUUUAUUUAUUGAAAAAACUGUGCAUAUGUAGUGUUCUUUGCAUGAUUAUAUUGAAGAAUGUACAUUUGAAAAAGUAUUCCUUUUUUAUACAUGCCACAUUGUUGUUGUCAGUUGAAAACUUGCAGAGAUAAUAUUUUUUCCUCUUGGUUUUAGAAUUUUGUAUCAUUAUCAAAGAUUCAAGAUGUUCAAAUUACAAAAGAAUACAGAUUCAAGGAAAUUGUGAUUUAAUUUGAAAUUAAGUGAUUAAAGCACAUUUAAUCAGUGAGAAGGAAAAGCCAGUGGUUUCAGUGGCAGUAAACAUGAUGGAAGAGAGUUAGAAUUAUGUUCAUGGAAGAUUACCAAACCUUAUUUAAAAUGUUUAACUAUAAUACAUUAUGCUUCUGUUUUGUAUCUUGCAUUAUUAUUUUUUAUUGUUUCUGCUAUUAUUCUAAUGGCUGUUGUAUUUAAAUGAAACUGGCAACACCUAAUGGCACUACAAAGACAUUUAUGUGAAAAGAAAUGAAAAUUAUAAGAUUAAAUUUACUAUCUACUAAAAAGUUCACUGCUUCUUCAGGGGAAUGCUAAUAUGAUUCAGUAUUUUCAUGGUUAAUGAUAAUUGUAACCUCGUGGAUGUUAUGAUUUGUUCAUAAAUUGAUAAUUGAGAAGCAAUUGAGAUGUCACUUGGAUAGACCAGUUGGUGCUCCUUUUGUGGUUGUGUAAUUGUAGUGUUUAGUGAAAGGUCUAACCUAUUGAUCAUGGGAUUAUGUUCUGUCCACUGCAGUUUUUAAUUUGUUUUGUUGCAUAGAGAUGGCUCUACCAGUGCUCAGCCAUCAAGAAAUCAAUUGGUAGACCCAAGUGAUCAUGCCUGAUUUUCCCAUUCCUUGAAUUUGUGGAAUUUUUCCUUCUUCAUCUUCACCUUCAAUCUUUCCAAAAUUCAAGAAAAAGGGUAAACCUGUGAGAUAGGUAGGACUAAUAAUUGAUUCCUUGAUGACUAUACACUUGUAGACCCAUUUGUGUUAACACAAGUAACCUAUAUAAGCAGGGUCCUGAAUCUUUCACUGUUUGCCCAGUCCAGGCAGAUUUGCUAAGGCCUAACAUACACUGUGCUGGGAUGCCAGCCCAGCACAAGUUAGCUUAGCUCACUCAGCGCAGCCAUUUCCAAGUCAGUCUGACCAUGAAUUUUACACAGCUCCAACUUUGAGUUGAUGUAAAGUGACUUUUCUUAUCAGUAUAUUUUUAUGUUCAUCUUGUAAUUCAGAAUUCAUACUCUUGAAAAUCAUGUUUCUUUGAAAGAGGUAGACAUCAAUUAUGGCUUUAUGUCUGGUCAAGAAUGAUGCUUUCAGACAAUGAAAUGGGGAGAGGAAACUUUUCUCUCUCUCUCUCUCUCUCUCUCUCUCUCUCUCUCUCUCUCUCUCUCUCUCUCUCUCUCUCUCUCUCUCUCUCUCUCUCUCUCUCUCUCUCUCUCUCACACCCAAAUGUUACUGCUACUGGAGGUGAUGAGAGCCUAUUGCUACAUGAAGUGGUGAUAGCCUGCUGCUGUCAUAGGUGGUGAAUAGCCUGCUGCCAGAGUUGCCGGUGAUGCCACACGUUGAAACAAUCCAAUGCGCAGAGAGAGAGACGUUACACCAAACAUACCUGUGGUGCAUUUUCUUCCUGGCAUUUCCGCUCAUGUGGCAGUAACUGCACCAGCAGUACUUGUGUCCUGGAUUGAACACCAGUACUGUUGCAGGGAGCAUCUGGCAGUAGCCUUCUUCCAUAGGCCAGAGGUUGAUGAACAAGGUCGGCCAACUGCUCAUGACCAAACUUGAGUUAAGAGUGUCCUACCAAACACCCUGUAGACCACAUAGGUAUUCACCCCUGCUUAAUCAAGAAUAUGGUAAAAGAGAUCCGGAUACCACAAUGCUAACUGGUCCAAUAAGUUGGUUCCCUUCAUUCCCAUGUUGUAGUCGAGGGCGACCUGGGGCUUUCUCCGGGCUUAACAAAAGCAGUCAAUUCAAUUGUGAUCUUCCCUAGACAUGGGAAGAUGAAGAAAUUAGUCGUUUCCUGGACCAGUAGUACUGCGAAUGGUGUUGUGGCUGCAGGUCCAUGAGCAGCCAGAGGCCAAUAAGCAACUGCAGUUCUUCCACAGUUGUGUUCUCUCAAGCUUUCAUGUGCAAAGCAAGGUGUUUGGCCUCUGCUCCACAUGUUAACUGGUUUCCUUUGCCAUUGUGUCCCACAGCUUCGGCAUCAGGAAGGCAUUAAGAGUCUCCCAUGCAGCCAGCCUUGACCCCAAGGUUUGUCUUGAACUCAUGAUAGCAAAUGGAAUGAUCCUUCCUCUUUCAAACGAAGUCUGAAGUCCCUGGAGUAUUCUAGUUGGUUAGACAAUGUUCCAUGGCUGAGAGCGGCAUGUCAGAGUCGAUGAACUUGUCGUGGGCUGAUAUAUAGUCCAACUACUCCUGAUGUUACAUCAACAUCAUCAUCUCCAAAAUUGGCAUCAUCAUCAUCUCCAAAAUUGGCAUCAUCAUCAUCUCCAAAAUUGGAAAGGUCAGCAUAACAUCCAGAGUCGUCAGGUGUGGCUAAGGAGUUGAGAGCAUCACCUCUCCUUGACCAGACUUGGUCUCAAAGAGAUAAAGGUGAGACUUUGGACCAUUCCUCAGCCAUCUCAGGCCUUCUCCCAAGAUAGAUGAUCUGGGACCAUCAAGGUCAGAAUCGAGAUUCCUCAGCCAUCUCAGGCCUUCUCCCAAGAUAGAUGAUCUGGGAUCAUUAAGGUCAGAAUCGAGAUUCCUCAGGACAGCUGAGUACCUUUGGAAGAAAAAUGCAAUAUUAGAAUUUAAAAAUAUUAAAAAAAAAAAAACAUGUACAAUUCACCAAAAGAACACAUUCCUUUUCGUCAGUUUUCUUACCUUGAAGAGCGGCAGCGAUGGGUUCAGAGUGAGCAUGACAUUGUUAGCAAUAAUGGCCGCAUCUUAAUGUGAACACCAAGGGUGGGAGGAUGGUUGCAAAAUUGAAAUAAGUAAAAAUAGAAAAAGUUACCUCUUGUCAGUUACGGUAGCGGGGGAAGGGAGGAGGGAAAUGUAUCUUGAUCUGAACACAGAAUGAAAUUCCACCAAUGGCAACAUCUGCCCUGUCCUGAGGCCAUUGAAGUGACCAUCGGUUUAAAGUGAUGCCCAAAAAAUACUGUACUCAUUAGCCAUCAACAUAGGCUGACAACCAUCAAAUAAGGGUUAAUAAACUAAAAUUACAGUGGACAUGUCAUGUGUGCCAUGCCAUUGGCAGUCAUUGGGUUAGUGAUUUCUUUUGCUCAUAGGCUUUGUUUAGUAUUCAGGUACUGUCUAGCAGGGAAGAGAUUUGUUAUGAAUGGAUUUAGGUAAUGCUAUAUCAUUAUUUAUGAAUAAGUGUAGUAAGAGAUGUUUUACAAAGAAAUCUCAUCCUUUACUUCAUAUUUCCAUUGUUAAUAUGCUUAAAUACUCUGAAAAAUGUAUACAUUUCCAUAUCUUGCAGUUAAUAGUUUUAACACUACACCUGCAUGGGUUCCACUUUGUAUGGGUAAUGUACAAAGAAUUUAUACUGUAACUAGUGUGUAAAUCUUUUUCUACUUCAGUGUUAGUAAUGCUUUUUUCUCUUUUUAUUCCUGUAUAAUUCAAAUGUUUAAAAAUGUUUUUGUUGUAGUUUUUAUCACCAAUUUACAAAGUACCAUGCUGAGACGGACGUGAUCUGCAGUUCAAUUUCAACCAAGAUUUUUAGCUAAGCUUUAUUGCUGGCAUUAUCACAGCAGAAUAUAAAGGGUUUGUUUAUUUGCUUGACUCUUAGCUAACAAUUUGAUUCAAGGAAAUGGCCUUCAUGCUUGUUCUCUGUGAAUUUGAAGAUAUGAAUGCAACCACUACUUGCAUGAAUUUUGCUUCAAAGAUUGAUUCUCUUCUGUGAUUUUUAGAUUAUAUGAUAGUGUAUAUUAAGUAAUAAAGAUUAUAUACCAUA